This is a messenger RNA of Linnemannia hyalina, 2358 nucleotides long. NCBI's taxonomy places the organism in Eukaryota, Fungi, Mortierellomycota, Mortierellomycetes, Mortierellales, Mortierellaceae. The record is from the annotation of a GenBank genome assembly.
AUGACCGACUACCUUCUGACCCUGUUUUGUCGCGUUGAUGGAGAGGCUACCCCCGAGCUCCCUGUCGAUAUUUGGUCGUCCAAGACAAUCGGUCACCUUAAAGACGCAAUCAAGCUCAAGAAACCCAACGAUUUCCGCGAUGUUGAUGCAGACGAGCUCACUCUCUGGCGUGUUGUCAUCCCCGCUGGCAAUCUGCACUCUGCCGUCACAGCUGAUGCUCUUGACGACGACAAGACUGAACUAGACAAUCCGAGGAAACGCCUCUCCGAGGUGUUUCCCAAGGGUCCCGAUGACAACACGUACAUCCUUGUCCAGCGACCCCAGCCAGAUCUGGAUUUGGCGGCCAACAAAAAAAUCCUUGUUACCGAACGCUGGAUACAAUAUACGGCCUGUGAUGGGAAGGUCGUAGAUUUGCCUUCUUCUUGGAUCGACAUUCUCACGAGCACCGAAGUUGCACCCGAACCGCGAGCAGCCUUCGAUCACCUCAAAGGCAACCUCCAAGCUGGCGACGCAAUCAUUGUGCCGAGCAUGGGUCAAACCCCCAAGGAGUUCGGACUUCACGGCCAAGGUCACAAACUUUUCGUCACCGAGCAAAUGCUGGAACUUUGGGAUGAAAUGCAUUGGGACCAAGAGCGUACGUACAGACGAGUCCUGUCCGGUCCGAUGGGUGUUGGCAAGUCGUAUCUCUCCUAUUUCCUCGCAGCAAGGGCGUAUGCUGAAGGAUGGCUUGUCCUCUACAUGUCAGAUGCCGGAGUGUUGGACACCGAACGCGAAGAAGAGUCAAAACUGGAGGUGGUCAAGCGAUUCCUGGCACUCAACAAGGAUAUUUUGACCGGCGCCGAGAUGGAGAUGCUCGUGAACGACUACAGCGGCACACGCGACAUAUCAAGGAACGCUACCUCGGUAAUCUUCAGGAAUCUACUCAAGUCGCGGGAUCGGAAGACGCUGUUGCUUGUUGACGAGCAUGGAAAGUUGUUCAGAAAUGAGCCUUACGUUCCGGACAGGUUCAAGUCGCUGGUUCCUCUCUUGUUAUACAACUGGUGGGGUGAGGACGCCAAGGGGUCUCGGGUGGUUUUCACAGGCACCGCGCACGCCAAGUACGAGAUGGAGAUCCUGGAGGCGAGCUAUAGGUUCACGUCGGUGGUUUUUGUCGGCCCGCUAUCAAGGCAUGUAUUCUCCAAGCUGCUGGACACGUACCUUCCCUUGGUAGCACCAGCCAUUAGGGAGGAGGUCAUAGCAAUCACGAACUGUGUUCCGCGAGAGCUUGUGCAUCUGUCCGUCGCCGUCAAGAGUCUCCGGGGUCCCAUCACUAUCGACAACCUUCAAAAAUGGACCGAAGACCGAACCGCGGAAUUCCUAUCGAUCGCAGAGAAGUACUACUACAAUCGCGAUCCACUCAGGAAGGAACGAUUCUACAAGGCCCUCGUGAAAACGUUCCUUGGCAGCACUAGCAUAGUCGAUUUCGAAUGGGACUUCCUGGAUCUAGGUCUCAUCUAUCGGUGCAAGGUCGUCGGCGAGAUCGGAACGCAACGCCACAUUUUAUGCCGUCCCGCCCAGAGAGCUCUUCUAGAGCUGUUCAAGAAUCUUCCGCUACCUGACGCUAUCAAGAAGCGAAUUUGUGACGGCAGCCUCGACGGGAACGAAUUUGAGGAGGCACUGUAUCAUCAGCUCAUAUGCGCCACCAAACCAAUUGUGCUCGGCACAACAGAUCUCAACGGCAAGAACCCUGAUACUAUUUCACUAGAUUUCUCCCUUUUUGAGACCCUUCGAGCCGGCAUGACCUCCCUUGGAUCCGACCACGAAAUGGUUCUGACCCGCGGCUACGACAGUCACCCUCGCUUUGACUUUAUGCUUGGACCAAUGUUUAUUCAAGUAUCCAUCAGCGACUUUGCAAGCCACAAUAAGAAAACGGCAGAACUCGGCAAGGCUUUCGACGAGAAGGAUAACAAUAGAACAAAUCAGAUUGAGCGUUACCUAAACGAUCUGUAUGGUCCCGGUCACUCCGCGAAGAUAGAUAACGGCAAGUUUGUUGUCACCAAGAACGGUGUGGAUGUGCCUGGAUUUCGCGUAGUCUACAUUCGUGGCUCUCCCGGCCAACCUUCUCACUCCAAAUGGGUCAAGAAGUUCCAAGAUGUUCGACAUGUCUCCUUCGAGGAAGUCAAGGAGAAUCUUUUCAAGAAUAUAGUUGUUCAUUCCCCACCUCCCAAGGCCAAGCAAUUCAAGCUGAAGUUUUACCAGGAGCCGGCGCAAACCACGCAAACGAACAGCGUUUCGGCCAAGAAAUCCAAGAAAUCCAAGUCAAAGAGCGACAAGAAUUUGUCAGGCAGCCAGAAGAAAUCGUUGUCAGACAUGAAAUAG